AUGGAACCACAAAUACAAAGGCGAAGCAAAAGAAGAGGACGUUUCCGGAGAGCAACAGUCAAUUUUGAGAUUCGAUCAAGACCAUGGGCCCAUCAUUAUAGGAAAGAGAAGAACAGUGCAGAUAAGCUUGACAGGACAAGAGCGGAGGAGAGAAAAACAAAAGAUCUGCUUAUGGAAUACUAUUGCAAGAGCUUGUAUUCACCUGAGAGAGGAUGGUUCUUUAGGAUAAGAGAGAAUGAAGAGGAGAGAUCAAAAGUUAAACUCAGCGGUUCAAAGAGGAACGAGAGGGAGCUAUUCCUGACCAAUGAAUGCAUGAAUGUACAGCUAAAGGACGUAAAAGGAACAACUAGUCUUGAGAUUCGAUCAAGGCCAUGGGGACAUCAUUUCGGAAAGAGAACACGCUACGAUAUGCUUGACGGGCAAGAGCAGAAGAUAGAAAAUCCAAAGGUCUGCCCACAGAAUACUACUGCAAGAGUUUGUAUUCACCAGAGCGAGGGGGCUUCUUUAGUCUUCCACGAGGUGAUAUUGGUCGUGGUUCUGGUUCUUGCAAUUCAUGCAGGAUAA
This is a messenger RNA of Microthlaspi erraticum, 564 nucleotides long. Lineage: Eukaryota; Viridiplantae; Streptophyta; Magnoliopsida; Brassicales; Brassicaceae. The record is from the annotation of a GenBank genome assembly.